Messenger RNA from Danio rerio (zebrafish), 1781 nucleotides. The record is from RefSeq and is a predicted model, not a curated record. NCBI's taxonomy places the organism in Eukaryota, Metazoa, Chordata, Actinopteri, Cypriniformes, Danionidae.
CCAUUUUUAUUUGCAGCGAAUGGUCUCUGGCUUCUCGUCGGUCUGUGUUGAUGCAUCAGUCGUGUUUGCUGUGAAUUUAUCGUUUAAAAUAUGGCGAAUUUAGCAGUUGCUGCGGCUGCAGCUGCUGCUGCCAGAGACCCUGCCGUUGACCGCUCGUUACGGUCAGUUUUCGUGGGAAACAUCCCAUAUGAGGCCACAGAGGAGCAGCUGAAAGACAUCUUCUCAGAGGUUGGACUUGUCGUCAGUUUUAGGCUGGUGUAUGACAGAGAAACAGGGAAACCGAAGGGGUAUGGCUUUUGUGAGUACCAGGAUCAGGAGACGGCACUUAGUGCCAUGCGAAACCUCAACGGGCGAGAGUUCAGCGGCAGAGCCCUUCGUGUUGACAACGCUGCCAGUGAGAAGAACAAAGAGGAGCUCAAAAGUUUGGGCACUGGAGCUCCAAUCAUAGAGUCCCCUUAUGGAGAUGGAUGUAUGCCAGAAGAAGCCCCAGAGUCCAUCAGCAGAGCAGUGGCCAGCCUGCCUCCAGAGCAGAUGUUUGAGCUCAUGAAGCAGAUGAAGCUAUGUGUGCAGAACAGUCCUCAGGAGGCCAGGAACAUGCUCCUCCAGAACCCUCAGCUGGCUUAUGCCCUGCUGCAGGCUCAGGUGGUCAUGAGGAUCGUGGACCCUGAAAUUGCUCUGAAAAUGCUCCACCGUCCGGCUGUGGUUCCACCAAUAAACCCAAGUCCUCAACCUGGAGCUGUGCCGGCACCAAACCAGCCUCUCCCUCAGCCCAAUGUUCCUGUGUCUCAGCCUCAGCCCAUGCCAGGUUUGCAUGUGAACGGAGCCCCUCAAAUGAUGCAGCCUCCACAGAUGGGUGGUGGAGUCCCCGGACCAAUGCCAGGACAGGGCCCCAUGGGACCAGCUGGUGGGAUGCAGCCUCAGAUUGGGAUUCCUCCAGGAGGCCCUGUGCCCAUGGAUAGAGGACCAGGAAACCUUCAGGACUCUCCUGUGGGAGCAGCUGGUCAGGCUGCUAUCGAGCGGUCUCAAGUGCCGAUAGUAGAUCCUCGUGCCCCAAUGCGAGGGGCCCCUCAAGGUCCCCCUGGGAUCCCACCCAGAGGCCUUCUUGGUGACGGUCCAAAUGACCCGCGAGGUGGAUCAUUGGUCAGUGUCACUGGAGAGGUGGUAGAACCAGGCCGUGGGUAUAUUGGCGGCCCACCACAGCAUCAGGGGCCCCCCAUGCACAUGGCUCCUCCAGACAUGCGAGGCCCUCAUGACAUGAGAGGAGGACCAAUGAUGGGAGAACCCAGAGGGCCAAUGAUGGAGCAGCGUGGGCCACCCAUUGAAGCGCGAGGUCGUGAUCCGAGAGCUGUUGAUGCUCGGGGGCCGAUUGCUGGACCGAGAGGUCCUGUGGCUGGAGGAAUGCAGGGUCCUCCACCCCACGGCAUGGGACCGGGCGCACCUCCACCGGCCAGACCAGGUCCUGGAUCAGACGUGUCAUCACAAGAUCAUGAGAAGGCUGCCUUGAUCAUGCAGGUCCUUCAGCUGACCCCAGAACAGAUCGCCAUGCUGCCAGCGGAGCAGAGACAGAGCAUCCUGAUCCUGAAGGAGCAGAUCCAGAAGACGGCAGGCGCACCCUGAACAUGUGUGACGCCCGCCUGUAUGCUUAAAUCGGACGCCCAUCCCCUGUUCACAGUCCUACAGCUGUAAUUUCUUUGUUGUUUUUGUUUUAUAGUGGUAUUUUCUCAUUUUCAGUUGUAUACUAAUAGUGGUUGAACAAAUAAACGACUGGACUUUGAAAUAAA